Messenger RNA from Linum tenue, 5053 nucleotides. Lineage: Eukaryota; Viridiplantae; Streptophyta; Magnoliopsida; Malpighiales; Linaceae. The record is from the annotation of a GenBank genome assembly.
GACGCCUCUCUAUCACUGCAAAACCCUAGUCGCCCGUUCUCCAGUAAUUCAGGCAAGCAGUCUCCAAGAAGCGAAAUGAGCGACGAGGAGCAGACAGUAGUGGCCAGCAGGCGUAGCAGCAGGGUAUCUGGGGCUGCGGCGACAGCGAGGGCGGAAGCGUUAGAGCGCCUCAAACUCCUCCGCAGCGGUGGCCGUAGAUCUGAAACUGGAAUAGGAUACGACAUCAAGAGCGAGAAUCCAAUCUACGACACCGUCCCCGAGGAGGAGUACGCCAAGCUCGUUGCUCGCCGGAAAGAAGAAGCCCAAGGGUUUAUAGUCGACGACGAUGGACAAGGGUACGGCGACGAGGGCGAGGAGGAGGAUUGGUCCAAGCCUGGUCUCCCUACUUCCUCCGACGAGUCCGACGGCGGAGGGGACAACAGGAAUAGGUCGAAGAGGAAGAAACCAGAGAAGAAGAAGGAGAAAGAACCUCCCCAGAAGAAGGCCCACGCUUCUCUAACAGCCGCUGCGGCGAUGAUGGGGAAGCAGAAAUUGUCGGCUAUGUUCACCUCGACGGUGUUCAGGAACCGGGAUUCUGGUAAUGUCAAGACUUUUGACUGCGAUAGCAUUGUUGAUGAUGUGAUUGCGGAAUUUGCACCAGAUGAAGCUGAUAGAGAAAAGCGAAGAAGGGGCCAUCCAGUGGCGAGCGGUGUGUUGCGGGUUAAAAUUAAUACUUCUGUGGUCAGUAAUGGAAAUCAAAUGGUGGAUAACCCAGACAGGUUCGCCUUGCGUAGUGCCGAUCCUGUUGUUGGUUCCGUAGAAAAUGAUUGCGGCGGGGAUGAGAAAGAGAUCCUGGUUAUUAAUGCAAAAGAGGAGGAGAAGGAGGAGGAGAAAGGAGUGGAGAAUGUUAGUGAGGUAAAGUUGGAACCAGUGGUGAAGGAAGAUGCAGGGCAAACUCUGAAUGCCAAGAUUGGUACAGAAGAAAGAGAUCCAAGUUUAAGUGCCACAGCUGGAUGGGAAGAAGUGAAAAGAAGUGGUGGGAGUGUUGUAAUUAGUUGUGUUAAAGAGGAGAAUAAGAUGGGUUCACGUAGUGAAGAGCAACCAGAGUUUGAGGUUGAUGCCAAUGGAUCUUUACCGUUUUACAUACUUGAUGCUUAUGAAGAGGUGUUUGGAAAUAAUCGUGGUAGCCUUUAUCUCUUCGGAAAGGUGAAAGCAGGGAAUGCAUAUCAUAGUUGUUGUGUGGUAGUAAAGCACACGCAGAGAUGUGUUUAUGCAAUUCCAAACAGUUCUAUAUUUCAAACUGAUGAGAUGCUGAGGCUUGAGAAAGAUGUUGAAGAAUCACGGAUUCCUCUUGCAGAUUUCCGUAGAAAGCUUCAAGAUGUGGCAUGUGGACUGAAGAAUGAAGUAGCAGACCAAUUACUAAAGCUCAAUGUAUCAAGUUUUAGCAUGAAACCUGUCAAGAGAAAGUAUUCGUUUGAGCGUCCUGAUGUUCCUGUCGGGGAGAAUUACGUACUUAAGAUUAGUUACCCAUUCAAGGAUUCAUCACUUCCUGCAGAUCUAAGAGGAGAAACAUUUUGCACUUUGCUUGGGACCGAUAGCAGUGCCUUGGAGCUUUUUCUUGUGAAAAGAAAGAUAAAGGGACCGUCAUGGUUAUUGAUUUCAAAGUUCGCUACUUGUCAGUCUUCUCAGAAGGUGAGUUGGUGCAAGUAUGAGAUUGUUGUUGACUCCCCAAGAGACAUCCAGGCUGCAUCUUCGUCGAAAAUUACUUCAGAAAUUCCUCCUGUGGUUGUUACAGCAAUAAGUUUGAAAACUAUCUUCAAUGAGAAGCAUAAUGCGAACGAGAUAGUCUCUGCAUCUGUCAUCUGCUGUCACAAGGCAAAGAUUGAUAUCCCAAUGUUGGCUUCAGAAUGGAAGAAACCUGGAUUGCUCAGUCAUUUUACUGUGGUCCGCAAGCUUGAUGGAGGUAUAUUUCCACUGGGGUUCUCAAAGGUGCUGGCUGACAGGAACACGAAAGCUGGGCCUGGGUCAACCGUCUUAUCUAUGGAAAGCAGUGAAAGAGCUUUGUUGAAUUGCCUGAUGACGGAAUUGCAUAAAUUGGAUACUGAUGUUCUUGUCGGACAUAACAUAUCCGGGUUUGACCUGGACGUUCUUUUGAACAGAGCACAGGCUUGCCGAGUUUCAAGCAGCAUGUGGUCCAAACUAGGCCGUCUGAAGCGUUCUGUGAUGCCCAAGCUUUUCAAACCAAAUGGUUUGAGAGCUAGUAAGGGAAUCAUGUCUUGCUUAUCUGGUCGGCUAUUGUGCGACACUUAUAUAUGCUCCCGUGACCUACUAAAGGAGGUCAGCUAUUCUUUGACACAACUUGCGAAGACUCGAUUGAAUAAAGAUCGAAAGGAGGUCCACUCCCAUGAUAUCCCAAAUAUGUUCCAGGCCUCUGAAUCUCUUAUUGAGCUAAUUGAAUAUGGCGAGACAGAUGCAUGGCUGUCUAUGGAACUCAUGUUUCACUUAAGUGUUCUUCCCCUCACACGCCAGCUAACCAACAUCAGUGGUAAUCUUUGGGGAGAAACUCUCCAAGGCGCCAGGGCAUUGAGAGUGGAGUAUCUUCUAUUGCAUGCUUUCCAUUCAAAGAAGUAUGUUGUGCCAGACAAACGACGUUCCUAUCCUGUAAAGGAAGCAAACGUGACAAAACGAAGAAUGAGUCACAGUGCUGACAAUAGGGUCGCAGAAGAGUUGGAGGUUGAGGGCACCAAUUUCGAAAAUGAAGUUCCGGAUAAUGAUCAUGGCAAAGGAAAAAAAGGUCCUGCCUAUGCUGGUGGCUUGGUUCUGGAGCCCAAGAAGGGAUUGUAUGACAAAUAUGUACUGCUUUUGGACUUCAAUAGUCUUUAUCCUUCUAUCAUUCAGGAAUAUAAUAUCUGCUUCACAACAAUUGAAAGAUCUUCAGAUGGCAUAGCUUCGCGUCUACCUUCCAGCAAAACACCUGGAGUCUUGCCUGAGCUGCUGAAAAAUUUAGUUGAGCGGAGGAGAAAUGUAAAGAAACUGAUGAAGAGUGCAUCAGGUCUUGAGCUCCAAGAGCUUGACAUUCGACAACAAGCACUCAAGCUAACUGCUAAUAGCAUGUAUGGAUGUCUUGGAUUUUCGAACUCAAGAUUUUAUGCAAAGCCUCUUGCGGAGCUUAUAACUUUACAGGGGAGGGAGAUUCUGCAAAGCACUGUUGAUCUUGUUCAACAUAACCUGAAUUUCGAGGUCAUUUAUGGUGAUACAGAUUCAAUCAUGAUUUACAGUGGACUAGAUGAUAUAGCAAAAGCAAAAGCAAUUGCUGGGAAGGUCAUUCAGGAGGUGAACAAGAAGUACAGGUGUCUAGAAAUAGAUCUUGAUGGUGUGUACAAGAGAAUGCUGCUACUAAAAAAGAAAAAGUAUGCAGCUGUGAAGAUUCAGUUCAAAGAUGGGACACCAUAUGAGGUUAUUGAACGUAAAGGUAUUGACAUGGUUCGUCGUGACUGGAGCUUGCUAGCCAAGGAACUGGGAGAUUUCUGUCUCACACAGAUCUUAUCUGGGGGGUCAUGUGAAGAUGUGGUGGAGUCUAUACAUAAUGCUCUUACGAAGGUGCAAGAUGAUAUGAGAAGUGGACAGGUAGCACUCGAGAAAUAUGUCAUCACCAAGACAUUGACUAAACCUCCUGAAGCAUACACCGAUGCUAAAAACCAGCCCCAUGUUAUGGUUGCACUCAGACUGAAGCAAAGUGGUCAUACAUCUGGUUGCUCGGCCCAUGACACAGUUCCAUACAUAAUAUGCAAUGAGCAGGGCUCUAGUUCUGGAGGAGGUUCCACAGGGAUUGCUCAGCGUGCUAGACAUCCAGAUGAAUUGAAAAAAGAUAGUGGCAAAUGGAUGAUUGAUAUAGAAUACUAUUUGUCUCAGCAAAUUCACCCGGUGGUAUCACGUUUAUGUGCUUCAAUUCAGGGUACAAGUCCAGAAAGGCUGGCUGAUUGCUUGGGGCUUGACUCAUCCAGGUUCCAAAGUAGAUCUACUGAAGCUGCAGAUAGUGAUCCUUCCAGCUCACUUUUGUUUGCCGGGAACGACGAGGAGAGAUACCAUAGUUGCGAACCAUUGGUCUUGACCUGUCCUAGCUGCUCCAAUACCUUAGAUUGUCCUGCAAUCUUCGGUUCCCUUUACAAGGCAUCCAAUGAAACAACGACAAAAGUACAACCACCACAAGAACCUACGGUCAAUUUCUGGCAUACAAUGCGAUGCCCAAAGUGCCCAGAAGAAGCCAAUGUCGGUAGACUAUCUCCAGCAAUGAUAGCCAACCAGGUUAGAAGGCAAGCGGAGAGAUUUGUUUCUAUGUACUAUAAAGGCGUAAUGAUGUGUGAUGAUGAAAGUUGCAAGCAUACAACGCGGAGCGUGAACUUGCGGUUGGUUGGCGACUCGGAGAGAGGAACAGUUUGUCCAAACUAUCCCAGGUGCAAUGGGCGGCUUGUGCGGAAGUACACUGAAGCAGAUCUGUACAAGCAACUUUCAUACUUCUGCUAUGUACUCGACACAGAGCGCGGCCUUCAAAAGGUGCAGCAGAUGGAAUUGACCAAGAGAAUGGGAAUGGAGGAAGAGCUGAACAAGGUCAGAGGAGUAGUGGAGGCUGCAGUAUCAACAGUUGAGAAAAUGAGGGAUAGGUGUGCAUAUGGUUGGGUGCAGCUUAGCAACCUCCUUUUCACUGGCUGAAGUUUUCUCUGCUUUCUGCCCACAUCCUCACAGCUGCCUUGUUCUUGCUUCUGCUUUCUGUGUUUGGGAAAAUCAUGAUAUCAAUUCCUUUUCUUUGAUCUCUUGUUGUAAUUAUUGUAUGUAACUGUUGAGUGUUGGUGGUUUCGAUACUUGGCCUUGCUUAAGGUCAAAGUGGCCGAAGCCAUAUAUAUCCCUUCUAAAAAUUCUGUCUUUACUAUGAGACAAUUUCUUAUGCCUUUGUGCUCAGUACCUAAAAUUUUAUUAUCGUGCUUCAGGAUUUUUACAACUUCUUAUACGACGGCGGGAGUAGAAAAAAAUGUAAAUGCUGCUGAGAAAAUACGCACCCAAAUUUCUUCCAUUGGAA